UCGAUGCAGUCGCAUCCUGGUUUGAGUCGUUAUCUUGCUUCGAAGAGAUAAACCACAAUUUGAAUACGAGAAUAGAAACGACAUACACAUGUAUGAAUUUGACAUAUGAAAAAAUAAAUUGGACAUUUCUCCGUGAAGAUUGAGCGAUAAAUGUAAUAGAUAAAUGGCAAUCUCAUGAAGGGUGGGCAUAUCCCAUCAACAUCCCUUCACUGAAGCAUGGCUGAGCCUGAGCUCCUCCUGGACUCCAAUAUUCGUCUUUGGGUUGUGCUGCCUAUUGUGUUUAUUACUUUUCUGGUUGGAGUGAUCCGUCAUUAUGUCUCAAUUCUGUUACAAAGUGAUAAGAAGCUCACGUUAGAGCAGGUUUCAGACAGCCAGGUUCUCAUCAGGAGCAGGGUUUUACGGGAAAAUGGAAAAUACAUCCCCAAACAAUCUUUCUUGAUGAGAAAAUUCUACUUUAAUAAUCAAGAAGAUGGAUUUUUCAAGAAGACCAAAAGAAAGGUGGUCCCACCAUCUCCAAUGACUGAUCCCAGCAUGUUGACGGACAUGAUGAAAGGCAAUGUGACAAAUGUCCUGCCUAUGAUCCUUAUUGGUGGUUGGAUCAACUGGACCUUCUCUGGGUUUGUCACAACAAAGGUACCGUUUCCCCUCACACUCCGCUUCAAGCCGAUGCUGCAGCAGGGAAUUGAGUUGCUCUCUCUAGAUGCUUCCUGGGUCAGUUCAGCAUCUUGGUAUUUCCUGAAUGUCUUUGGUCUCAGGAGCAUGUAUUCUCUGAUUCUUGGACAAGACAAUGGUGCAGAUCAGUCUCGCAUCAUGCAGGAACAGAUGAGUGGUGCUGCAAUGGCAAUGCCUGCUGACACAAACAAAGCAUUCAAGGCGGAAUGGGAGGCUCUGGAGUUGACGGAUCAUCAGUGGUCCUUAGAGAAUAUCGAGGAGGAUCUGAUGAGUAAAGACUUGGAUUUUUUCGGGAUGUUCAGCAAAGAGUUGCCAACAGGCAUCUUCUAAAUGCCUGUCCACUACUGUGAGGUUUUGAAAGACCUCACGAAAUAUAAGAGUGAAUUGUCAGACUGGUUUUGGAAGUGGCAAAUAGCUUCCAUUCAGAAUUUUUCUUUUUCGAGAAAGUGUCAUAAACCUCAUUGCAGACAUAUCACAUUUUGUGUAAUAUGCAUGCACCAUUCCCUCCAUUGUUCCAUUUUGCUCAGACAUUAGUGUCAUUGUGUGACAUAGCUUUGAGCUCUAAGCUUUAUGGAUUAUCUCUUGCAACUGCAUUUAUACAGCACAACAAAAACAGUUCACCUAUAAUGUAGCAUGUUGUCUGGGUUUCUCGAAAAUAAUCUUCUUUUUUUUUAACACAAUCUAAUUAAUUUUUGUUGUUUUAAGAGCCCCGUUUUCUUAUUUUGCUAGGACCAUAUGAUUUAUUGGACCAAGUCGGCAAAAAGUAAUUUUUAAGAAAUAAAGACCAUAACAGACCCUAACUACGGUUCGGUUACCUAGAUAGUAGGUUCCUUAAUUUACUGUUGCCUUAGAGGCUUUGUUAUGGUGCCAGUACACCAUGCACCGAGUAUGUAGUGGGAAAAGACAUUUGGCAAAGUAUUUCAGUAGAUUUUCCUCAUGAGAGAUUAAUAUUUAUUGGCAUGUUUAAUAUACUUAUUUGAGUUUUAUUAAUGGCAUUUUUGGUUUAAAUAAAUGUUUCUCACUACA
Carassius gibelio (silver crucian carp) is the source of this 1698-nucleotide messenger RNA. RefSeq names its product ER membrane protein complex subunit 3. The record is from RefSeq and is a predicted model, not a curated record. NCBI's taxonomy places the organism in Eukaryota, Metazoa, Chordata, Actinopteri, Cypriniformes, Cyprinidae. The transcript has 10 exons. Gene Ontology annotation, biological process: protein folding in endoplasmic reticulum. The coding region runs from base 217 to 1002 and encodes 261 amino acids. Gene Ontology annotation, cellular component: EMC complex; membrane.